Molecule: messenger RNA, 3257 nt
Organism: Toxorhynchites rutilus septentrionalis
Lineage: Eukaryota; Metazoa; Arthropoda; Insecta; Diptera; Culicidae
Gene: betaCOP
Product: coatomer subunit beta
Exons: 7
Coding region: 168-3044 (958 amino acids)
Biological process (GO): endoplasmic reticulum to Golgi vesicle-mediated transport; intra-Golgi vesicle-mediated transport; intracellular protein transport
Cellular component (GO): cytoplasm; COPI vesicle coat
Molecular function (GO): structural molecule activity
Source: RefSeq, a predicted model, not a curated record
GAAUGUCAAAGAUGUACUAAAAUUGUUCUAACACAAAGUCUGUACACGUAUCUGCUUGUUAUGAAGUGUGAUAGGUUUUAUGCAGAUAAAUCGUUAAUUUUAUAGAUAAAUUCUGAUCUACCUAGAUCUACAGAUUCAAUCGAUUAUCAUCUUGCAACUUUUCCACGAUGUCUCUUUCGGAAGCUUCAUGUUAUACUAUAAUCAACUCUCAGGAGACGGAGCCGUUCAAUGAGAUGCAGUUGAAGAUUGAUUUAGAAAAAGGCGAGCUGAAUGUGAAAAUUUAUACAUUAAAGAGAGUUAUUCAACUUCUUUUGAAUGGCGAAAGACUACCAAGUUUGUUGAUGACUAUUAUUCGUUUUGUGUUACCUUUGCAAAAUCAUUCCAUCAAGAAGCUUCUGUUGAUUUACUGGGAAAUAGUUCCGAAAACAUCUCCGGACGGAAAGCUGCUCCAGGAAAUGAUUCUGGUAUGCGAUGCAUAUCGUAAAGAUUUGCAACACCCGAAUGAAUUUCUGAGAGGAUCUACGCUACGUUUUCUGUGUAAACUGAAGGAGCCUGAAUUGUUGGAGCCUCUAAUGCCCGCUAUCCGAGCUUGUCUCGAACAUCGUCACUCUUACGUUAGACGAAACGCGGUAUUGGCUAUAUUCACUAUCUACAAGAACUUUGAAUGGUUGGUUCCUGAUGGUCCGGAAUUGAUAGCAAACUUCUUGGAUUCACAACAGGACAUGUCAUGUAAGCGUAAUGCAUUCCUUAUGCUACUCCAUGCUGAUCAGGAAAGAGCGCUAAACUAUUUGGCUUCCUGUCUUGACCAAGUGAAUAGCUUCGGAGAUAUUUUGCAGCUAGUCAUUGUGGAACUGAUUUACAAAGUAUGCCACGCAAAUCCUGCGGAACGUUCACGCUUCAUUCGUUGCAUUUACAACCUGCUGAAUUCUAGUUCUAAUGCUGUUCGGUAUGAAGCUGCUGGAACAUUGGUAACACUUUCGACUGCUCCAACAGCGAUCAAAGCUGCUGUGAGCUGUUAUAUUGAACUUAUUAUCGAGGAAUGUGACAAUAAUGUGAAGUUGAUAGUGUUGGAUCGUCUAAUUGCACUCAAAGAAAACGAAAACAUGGAGCGCGUCAUGCAGGAUUUGGUUAUGGAUAUCCUGCGAGUUUUGGCUGCCACCGAUAUAGAAGUUCGUCGGAAAACGUUGAAUAUUGCAAUGCAAUUAGUUUCCUCGAGAAAUAUUGAAGAAAUGGUUUUGGUGCUGAAAAAAGAGGUUUCUAAAACUCACAAUAUAGAACACGAAGACACCGGCAAAUAUCGCCAACUGUUGGUGCGUACUUUACACAACUGUUGCAUAAAGUUCCCUGAUGUUGCUGCUACAGUCAUUCCUGUGUUGGUUGAAUUUCUUUCCGAUUCCAACGAGUUGGCCGCAGCAGAUGUUCUUAUCUUUGUGAGAGAAGCCAUUCAAAAAUUUCCUCAUUUGCAACCGCUUGUUAUUGAAAAAUUGAUGGAAGCUUUUCCAGCUAUCAAAUCAUCGAAAAUUCAAAGGGCCACUCUUUGGAUUCUGGGAGAAUAUGCUACUUCUGUUCAAGACAUUCUUGACGUAGUCGCAAUAAUUAAUCGAACUCUGGGUGAAGUUCCGAUCGUGGAAGCAGAACAGCGUCGUCUCGCUGGUGAAGACAAAGUAAACGACGAGAAUAAAGAUUCGAACAACAUACUUUCUGGUGUACCAAAUAAUAAGGUUACAUCUGAUGGAACAUAUGCUACACAGAGUGCUUUUAUUGUAGCACCAGUUACAAAAAAAGUAGAACGACCACCUCUACGACAGUAUUUAAUGGAUGGCGAUUUCUUCAUCGGUGCAACUUUAGCUUCUACGCUGACCAAGCUUGUACUUAAAUACAUUGAUUUGGAACCAAAUGAGAAGAAGCAAAACCGUCUUUGCACCAGUAUUAUGCUUAUUAUGAGCUCGAUCCUUCAUCUGGGCAAGUCUGGAUUACCGGCAAAGGCCAUAACCAAUGAUGAUACUGACAGGAUUUUCCUUUGCCUCAAAACAUUGAGUCAGCGAACACCGGAAAUAGUGCAAAUUUUUAAGCAGUCAUGUCGUGAGGCUCUUGCAAGCAUGCUGAACGCGCAAAAUGAAGAGGAACAAUUGGCACUUAAAGAUAAACAAAAGAACACCGCCAAAAUUCAGCCAGAUGACCCAAUUACAUUUACACAGCUAUCAAGCGGAAAAAACGACCAGCUUGGUGAAAACGUAUUCGAAUCGAGUUUGAACCAGGCUUUAGCUGGAACAAAAAGUACCGCAUUUUCUGAUGUGGCUUCUCCAAACAAUAAGCUCAAUAAGGUCACACAGUUAACCGGUUUUUCUGAUCCGGUUUACGCGGAAGCAUAUGUCCACGUCAAUCAGUACGAUAUCGUAUUGGAUGUACUGAUCGUCAAUCAAACCAAUGACACAUUGCAGAAUUGUACCCUUGAACUGGCCACUGUUGGUGAUCUGAAACUAGUGGAACGUCCCCAUCCUGUCGUGCUUGCCCCACAUGAUUUUUGUAACAUAAAAGCGAAUGUUAAAGUAUCAUCGACGGAGAAUGGAAUUAUUUUUGGCAAUAUCGUAUACGAUACCACUGGAUCAUCGAACGUAAUCGUAUUGAACACAAUCCAUAUUGACAUUAUGGAUUACAUUUUGCCGGCAAGCUGCACCGAUACUGAGUUCCGCACUAUGUGGGUCGAAUUCGAAUGGGAGAACAAGGUAUCGGUGAACACAACUCUUACUGAUUUACACGAAUACUUGAAGAUGUUGCUGAAAUCAACCAACAUGAAAUGUCUGACACCCGAGAAGGCACUUUCCGGUCAGUGUGGCUUUAUGGCGGCCAAUAUGUAUGCAAGAUCAAUUUUUGGCGAGGAUGCAUUGGCUAACUUGAGCAUUGAAAAGCCGUUUGAUCGGUCGGAUGCUCCAGUUACCGGCCAUAUCAGGAUACGCGCUAAAAGUCAGGGAAUGGCUCUUAGCCUUGGCGAUAAAAUCAACCAUACACAAAAAUGUCUACAGGAGAAGUUAGUUACGGCCUGAGAAGGGCACAUUCCCACUAAUUGUUCGCAUCUAAUAAUAGUUUUAUUCUCACUAUGUACUAUUGUAUGCAAUAUGUGGUGAAAUCUACAAUUCUUGUGAUCUAACAACUAUCUGACGGUAUGCAAAAUAGAUAUUCCGAGAAAACUAAUAUCCGCGAAUGACCUUAUUCUUUAACGUGAAAAUAUUGAUUUAUAAUCAAGUGAAUAUUAUUUA